This is a messenger RNA of Electrophorus electricus (electric eel), 2580 nucleotides long. Its product is annotated as extracellular calcium-sensing receptor-like. Gene Ontology annotation, cellular component: plasma membrane. The record is from RefSeq and is a predicted model, not a curated record. Gene Ontology annotation, biological process: G protein-coupled receptor signaling pathway. NCBI's taxonomy places the organism in Eukaryota, Metazoa, Chordata, Actinopteri, Gymnotiformes, Gymnotidae. Gene Ontology annotation, molecular function: G protein-coupled receptor activity.
AUGCAGAUCACUUCAAGUCUGGCGUCAUUUGUAUCAGUUCUGUGGCUGAUUAUGUUCAGCCCUGCAGGAUUUAAAGCAAAACCUGUCAGCUGCAGUCUGUGGACUGAGCCUCAAUUGCCUGUUUUUUCAAUGAAUGGAGAUUUUGUGAUUGGGGGGAUUUUCUCCAUUCACUACUACAUGAGUACAGAACAGAACAACUAUACCAGGCUGCCACCACAGCCAAAGUGCUCUGGAAGCAUGGACUUCAGGGAGCUCCGCUUCGCCCGUACCUUGGAAUUUACUAUCCGUGAGAUCAACAACAGUACUGAUCUGUUGCCGGACAUCACGUUAGGCUACCAGAUAUAUGACUCAUGCUCUGCAUCAUCAAUUAAAGUUGCAUUUCAGUUUGCAAAUGGCUUGGACUCUGUUUUCAGUGACAAUAAUUCCUGUUCAAAAUCUGCAGCUGCUACUGUACCUGCUAUAGUAGGAGAUUCUUCUUCCACCUCGUCAAUUAACAUGGCGAGAACACUCGGUCUUUUUGGAAUUCCGCAGGUGAGUCAUUCUGCAACCUGCGCAUGUCUGAGCGAUAAACGGCAGUUUCCUGCCUUCUUUAGGACUGUACCUAGUGACCACCACCAAGCGGCUGCACUGGCGAGAAUGGUGAAGUAUUAUGGGUGGACUUGGAUUGGGGCAGUACGGAGUGACACGGACUAUGGAAACUACGGAAUGGCAUCAUUUCUAAAGGCUGCACAAAAGGAGGGUAUCUGUGUAGAGUACUCUGAAGUGUACUACAGGACACAACCACGCAGUAAACUGGAGAGAGUAGCAAACGUCAUCCGCAGAUCUAUGGCCCGAGUAAUAGUAGCGUUUAUUAACAUAGUUGAGAUGAGGUUUAUUUUGGAGGAAUUAGCACGAAAUCCACUCCCUCCACUUCAGUGGAUAGGCAGUGAAGCUUGGAUCACACAUCCAGACUUUCUGCAGUUUAACAUUUGCGCUGGUGCUUUAGGUUUUGGGGUCCCCCGGUCAGUUAUUCCAGGUUUGCGUGAAUUUCUUCUAGACCUUUCUCCAGCACAAGCUUCCAAAUCACCCUUGUUAACAGAAUUUUGGCAGAGUUCAUUCAGCUGUAGCCUAAAAGGGUGGACAGGCUCUUCAUCAAACUUCCAGGAAUGUGAUGGUAGUGAAGAUAUCCACGCGCUACAGAACCCAUACACAGACACAUCUCAACUGAGCAACACAAUUAUGGUGUAUGAAGCUACAUAUGCCAUAGCGCAUGCUAUCCAUGGUGUUAUUUGCAAUGACACCCAAUGCAACAAGACCAAUACAUUCUCACCUUGGCAGAUACUCAACCAGCUCAAGAGUGUGAACUUCUCCACAAAGAAUGGUUAUCAGGUCAACUUUGAUUCUAAUGGAGAUCCUGUGGCUGUCUAUGAGCUUAUAAACUUGCAGUUUAAGAAAGAUGGCACCUUAGACUCUGUGCCAGUGGGCUACUAUGACUCAUCCAAACCAACUGGACAGGAGUUCAGCAUGAUCAGUGCUAUCCACUGGGUGGGAGGACAGACAGAGGUUCCAGUGUCUGUGUGCAGUGAGAGCUGUCCUCCAGGCACCAGGAAGGCUGUGCAGAAGGGAAGGCCUGUCUGCUGCUAUGACUGUAUACCAUGUGCAGAGGGAGAGAUCAGUAACAAGACAGAUUCUGUGGACUGUGUCCGCUGCCCUACUGAGUUCUGGCCCAGCACCAAACAAGACAGCUGCCUCCCCAAACUUGUUGAGUUCCUGUCCUGGGAUGACACUCUAGCCAUCAUUCUGACAGGGUUCUCAAUCACUGGGGCCUUCAUGUCUUUGUGUGUUGCUACUAUCUUCUACAGACACAGGGCAUCUCCCAUUGUCCGAGCCAACAACUCAGAGCUGAGCUUCCUGCUGCUCUUCUCUCUGACUCUGUGUUUCCUCUGUUCACUUACUUUCAUUGGUCGGCCCUCUGAGUGGUCCUGUAUGCUGCGCCACACAGCGUUUGGGAUCACCUUCGUCCUCUGCAUCUCCUGUGUUCUGGGGAAAACAAUAGUUGUGUUAAUGGCCUUCAGGGCUACAAUUCCAGGCAGUAAUGUCAUGAAAUGGUUUGGGCCUCCACAGCAGAGACUCAGUGUCCUUGCCUUCACUCUCAUGCAAGCUGUCAUUUGUGUAAUUUGGUUGAAAGUAUCUCCUCCUUUCCCUUUCAGAAAUGUAAAACACUACAAAGACAAGAUCAUUCUAGAAUGUAAUUUAGGCUCAACCAUAGGUUUCUGGGCUGUGCUGGGUUAUAUAGGAUUCCUGGCAUUCUUGUGUUUUGUUUUGGCUUUUCUAGCAAGGAAGUUGCCUGAUAAUUUUAAUGAAGCCAAAUUCAUCACAUUCAGCAUGCUCAUAUUCUGUGCAGUUUGGAUCACCUUUAUUCCAUCUUAUGUCAGCUCUCCUGGAAAAUUCACUGUAGCUGUGGAGAUAUUUGCUAUUCUAGCCUCAAGCUUUGGUUUGGUUAUUUGUAUUUUUGCUCCUAAGUGUUUCGUAAUUUUGUUUAGGCCUGCGCAGAAUACCAAGAAACACCUUAUGGGUAAAGUUCCCUCUAAAUCUCUCUAA